Molecule: messenger RNA, 718 nt
Organism: Trichoderma harzianum CBS 226.95
Lineage: Eukaryota; Fungi; Ascomycota; Sordariomycetes; Hypocreales; Hypocreaceae
Exons: 1
Coding region: 138-497 (119 amino acids)
Source: RefSeq, a predicted model, not a curated record
CAGGGGCGUCUCUUAAUGGAUGAGGACUGUAGGAUUGCCAACGAUAGUGAGGGUGGUCAGAGCUCCCUCUCGUUUCCUCUCUUCCAUGCCCCGCGCAUUCUUGCCUCGACGCCGUGCUAAAGCUUGCGCCGGCUUACAUGCCUGUGGGUGAGCUGCUAGGGAAUAGAAUCGACGCAAGGGUUGUUCCCUUCCUGCUAUUUUCCUCGUGCCUAUCAUUCGCCCGUUUAAGCAUACUAUUGCUUUCUCAGUUGGUUAUAGUAGCUUGCUUCGUUGUGCCGCUCUCUUGCUUAGAAAAAAAAGGGCACUACAAAUGCGCUGUUCUCCUUGAAGUGUUUAAAGAUGAAAGUCGGUCAGCUGCCUUGGUUAAGAUAAGUCUAUUAAAUAGCAAGCUGCGUAUUACUAAUUAUUAUCCCCGCUCCGCGACUGAGUUAUAUUUUACAUAUAGCUUAAUCUCCUCUUACUGCAUCGGGGACGAACACCUAUCUACCCAAUCCUGAAUAUUACUCUUGAAUAUAAACCAUAUAAAGCUCUAUACAUCCUUUAUUUAAUCCAGCAGCCCCUUGCGUAGCUUGCGUAAUUCUUCUGCUGGUCGCAGCUUCGACUUACCAACCCGCGGCAUCAGUCGCUUACCCUGUACCUCAACCAAUCUAACAGUAUUUAAUAUCUGGUUAUUUAUUAUUUUAUAUUUUGCUAACGUACAUUAAUAGCGAUGAAUUAG